CUUCUUUUUCAGAGACAGUAAUAAUACCAGGUGAAAAUACAUCAACACAGACUGGCAAUAGCAGCCCACUGGAGCUCAGCGUGAAACUUCCAGAGUUGAGUGAUCUUCCAACAAUCUGUAAUCCGUGGGAAACUGUUGAACUUCCUGUUGAUAUUCUUUUAUUAACAGUGGAAGACUGUGAGUUCUUAAGCUGCUUUGCUUACCUGAAGAAGCCCUUUAAGAGUUACCACAUUAGUACUGGCUAUGUGUACUUUGGGUGCAUGGGUGAUGAUCAAGGAAAGAAAAUGAAAAUCGCAUUGAUGAGGUGCUCCAAAGGUCCUGAUGUUCCUGGGGGUUCUUUGUCUGUUUCAAAAGAUGCCAUUGUGCUACUGAGACCCAAGGCUAUUUUUUCUGUUGGUGCCUGCAGUGGUUUGAACAGCAAAAAGGUCAAGUUAGGAGAUGUGGUUGUUUCAGCAAAGCUUAUAACAGCUGAACACAAAACUACCUCCAGCAGAGAUAUUGGUAACCUAAUCAAACAUGUGGCUGAUGGCUGGAAGGCACCUUUACAAAAUGCUGAUGAAUAUAAUGCCAAAGUGCACUGUGAUGGAGUGGUUCUGAGUAUCUCAGAGGCAAACAGAGAUAUGAUUAGGAAACAUCCUGAAGCAAUUGCAGUUGAAAUGGAAGGUGGAGGUGAGAAUCAUAAUAAUUGAAAUAAUUGAUGAGCCAAGAACUUUUGCACUUGAAGGAAGUGUUUUGAAAAACACUGCUCUGGUAUUGUCUCUGCUGGUCCAAGAAAUUGUGUGUACCAUAUAGCAUGCCAAAUUUUGCAGGAAUUAUAUACAGGAAGUAUAUAUAUACUGUAUAUUAUUGCAUAAUAGUAGUGAUUUUGUGUUUGGCUGGGGUAGGAAGAUUUUUGCUGGUGAAGGUGACUGAAUACUUCUUCUGGCUAAAUUGAGUGUGCUCCUUCAGGAUGUCAUAAAUUGUCUUACAUUUGUCAUCUGAAAAAUGUAGAAAGUAUUUUGUUGAGUAGUUUGAGAGUUGAGGAAUAGUAUCACAGUCCCUGUUAACCUUUAAACUCCCAAGAGUGACCAAGACAGAAUUUCUCCUUACAGUAUCAACAUGAUACCAAGCAGAUAAGUAAUGGGAAAAGAAAAAAGUCAAUUAGGGGAUUAGUGGUUGAUCCAAAACCAAACUCUCCUAACUAACAUCAUGUAUAACAACCCUUUAACUCCCAAGAUCUCAUUGGUAAUUCUCCUUACUGUCUGUGAAAUGAUUCUCAUUAUGUUAGUUUGGAGAAUUUGUUAUCGGAUCAGUAAUCCCAUAAUUUACAUUUUUCUUUAUUCUCAUCACUUGUCUGCAUGAUAUUGUAUGGAUAAAGUGAGGAAAAAUUCUUACUUGGUCACUCACGGGAGUUAAAAGGUUAAAGAGAAUUUUUACCAAUGAGAUCUUAAAAGUGAAAGGAUUAACUCUAUCUGACAGAAGUUUGUCUUUUGAGAAAUGUUGAAAGUUACUCAUGGAACAAGGUGAAACCUGAAGAAUAAUUUUACAGUCCCAGUGUAAAAUUAUUUUCUAAUCGAAAAAAAUCAGAUUUCGAAAUUAACUAAGUAAACGUCUUUUUGCGUUGUGCAUUUUUACAAACAGCUAGAGUGUGAAUGUUUGUGAGCUUUGAUUGGACAAUUAUACUAAGGAUGCUAAGAAAAUAAGCUUAAUAUACAGUGAACAGACAUGAGUAGUAUUUUUUUCAGGAGUGUAUGCAGCAGCUCACGAUUUUAAGACAGAAUGGGUGGUCGUAAAGGGCAUCAAAGACUUUGCGAAUGAAAUGCAGUCUUCAAGUAAGAAAUGGAAACAAAUUGCCUGUGUGAUGGCAGCAUCUGUUGUGGCCAACAUUUUGAAUGCUCCAGUUAUAUUCCAAGAUUGGCCUCACUUUAAUGCAGGUAUUGCUUCCUGUCUCAAUCUCCUCUUUUUACAAGGAUAGGUCUGACGUAGAUCUAAGUUCCCACAGUAUAUUUUUGUAUGGAUUACAAAUCAACAUGAUUUAUUCAGUAAUAGUUCACAAAUAGGAAAUUAAGUUACCCUUAUUUUGAGUUUACAUACCUGUAGGUUUAACAAGGCCUCUUAAGGUGGUGGGAGAAAAAACGUGUGGCUAAAUUGAGUGAUGUGAUGAUGAAUAACAAUUCACUCCAUGAGCCACGUGAAAUGGCUGGUAUUCUAUAGUUAGCAUGGUUUAUGUAACACAACCAAAAUGAGGAAAAUUCAGAGGCUAAUGACAUCCACCAAAGUAAUUUGAGUGAUUUGAUAUAUGUUCUUGGACCACUAAGCAACACAGAGACUCUAUGGUGAGCUGGGCCCCUUACCGAGUUUAUAUAUGACACGCGUCCUGCAUGCUGUUAGGAUCAGCAGUGUUGAUAGCAGCAUGUUUUUAAAUAGUAUAAGAAAGAAGGUAAAUUUUGAGCUCGGUAAAAGAAAUAGAGAAAUGUUUUUCGUCUUGUCACGAACGUGGAAAAAAGAUAAAAGAUAACAGAAACAAAAUAGAAAGAAAAAAAACUCCAGAUAGUUACCAAAAAGAGAUCGUGAUCUUGAGAGAGGAGGGGUUUAUAAAUGUUAUGUAAAAAAACAAACAAACAACAGUCAGACUUUGCUGCAGGAAAACUAACGUGGUUUUUCACUCUCAGCUAGCACAUGGAACAUUAAAAAAGAUCUUAAUCAGCUGAGAUGUGAAGUAGGAAAUAUUGUGAAAAAAAUGGAUACGAUGAUGGCUCGACAACAGGAAACAAAGGAUCGAGGUAAGUUUAGGAUGAAACUCCAUCUAUCUCGCUUAAUCUCUGAUCAAAAAAUAAAUUAUGUUUUGGCAUGAGAUUUAUCAAUCUUUAACACAUAUUUUGUUAGCUUUUAACGCUUGUUUGGGCGUUAGUUGUACCUGAGAAGACAUUUAAUCCUUUUAAAGAGGAUUUAGACCCAAUUUCGGAGGGAAGUUCUAACUUACGAAACCGUAAAAAUGUUGUUACCCUCAGAUAAAGUGACGAAUGACUUUGACUGGAUGAGAACUGAAGUUGGAAAUCUACGUGAUAAGCUGGACACUUUAAUGGCACGACAACAUGAAGCACAAGAUCAUGGUGAAUUCUUAAUGCCAUAUAUUACGUCACUUUUACAAUUAAAAUUAACCUUUUAAAAUUGAGAAGUAUGGGAGAUGCUGUAAAAUUUUCUAACCUAUCAACUGUCAAAGCGCAGUGAGGUGCAUAUUGGUGUAUGCGGUUUGAUUAUUGUAAUGGUUAAUUAAAAUGUACCAAACCCCCCCUAAAAAAAGAAAAACAACAGCAAGAAACAAUAAAAACGAAAAAAAAGUAUUAAUGGUACUAAUACUCCCAAAUAAAUUAAAAGGAAUGAAUGAAGGUUAUUUGGUUUUCCAUUGUUGGUUGUUUCAUAUACGCAUGAAAUACGAAUAAAAAACUUGUUUCAGCUAAUUCUUUUAAAGUAAAGGGAAAAAGAAACCUGGACUUAUUUCAGACAAAUAUGUGCUUUGAAAUUUAGAAAAAAUGACAAAUGACAUUGAUCAGAUGAGAAGUGAAAUUGGAAACAUACAAGACAAGUUGUCAAGUUUAAUGAUGGCCCGACAAGAGGAAACACAGCAUCAAGGUUAGUCCCUACAGCAGCUAUGAAUUCAAGGGUGAUUCAUCUAUUGAAAUGCGGAGUUUCGGGAGAGUUAAUAUUAAGAGGGUGUUCACCGUAAGAAUGAUGCAUUUUUUGAGUGAACAACGUGAAAACAGUUUAAACCUAUAUAACCUCGUAGAACGAAACAUAAAGGCCCGGUCAUUUACACAAAGUUUGGCCGUUGUUUAAUAAAACCACAUCCUAAACCAUCUUCAAUUUAGCCGAACCUUUUGUCUGAAAAGUCAUUUUUGUGAAAAGUGUCAAGAGAGCCUAAAGCUAACUGCGGAAGGACAUUUAUUUACUUAAAUCAACCCUCUUCUAGGGAAUGCCUAAGGCUCAUUGUGUAAAACCGUGGUUUGGGUUAGACCUCGUUUAAAUAACCGACUCAAAGUUUGUGAACUAACGUGACUCACACUGCAAAUAAUGAAUUAGCCAAAUAUACUGACACAAUUUGGCAAACGAUAGCACGGAAAUUACGAACAAUACAGUAAAGAGGUACUGUUUGUUUUCAAUACACAGUUUAGACAAAAACUUGAAAGAAAAGUCUAAAGAUGGGCAAUGAAUAAUGCUUAAUUUUCAUUGAAAGUAGACUUGUGUCUUUUGCGUGCAAAAAGGUGCUCCUUAGAAGGAUUUGCCAUAAGACCUCUCAUCGCCGUUCGUGUAACCGGCGAGGCUGUCGUGUUUGGGUUUUGCCUUACAGCUCUUUUCCGGGCACAGCCGCCUAUAAGACCAUCGUCACCCGGUUAUGGAAAUAGUUACUUAAACCUCUGCCAAAACCAUUUGACAUGUUGCACAACAGAGCUGGGAAUUACUCUCGCUCAUUAGCAAUGACAUUAAGUUAUUUUUUAAAAGUUUAUUGUUUUUCAUACGCGAUCUAUUUUAAAUGGAGUGGGUAUCAGUUGAGGCUUCUAUUCCGCUAAUAAUAUUGAAAUGUUCAUCCUUAGGGGACGUCAAAAAUUACCUUGAUCGAAUCAAAAUUGAUUUUGGAAACAUGAGUUACAGGUUGGACGAUUUGGUAGCACAACAAAGAGAAACAAAGCAGCAAGGUGCGUACUACGCUAACUAACUAACAAUUGGAUUUUGAGGGCGAAGUUUAGUCAACUAUCACGCAUGAAACUGAGAGCGAAAAAUCCAAUAUUUUAAUUUAAUCUAAAAGUCAUUCAAGACUGGGAAGAAAGGCAGGCUCGUGUUUUUAUCGAAUAUUAAUACAAAUGUGCCAUCCCCUGUGCUGUUUACAUUCCUUUCUAUCUGUCACGGAAUAAAUAGUGAGUAGCUAAGCCAAUCAGAUUGCAGCAUGUGCGAUCGAACGUAUAUUUACACUAAACCCUAAUAAUAUCAGUGCUUGAGGAGAAUAAUAAAAAAAAUAGUUUGAAAUAUUGGGGUAGGAAUCAGUUACAGCAAUUGUUAUUUCAUCACAAAUUGAAUCAGAUGCCUCCAUAGGAAAGAAUAACCCUUCAUAUUUUGCCUCACAUCCAACGUGUGGCUUCGUAGCUCAGUUGUUAGCAGCACGGUAUCUCAUGAGGAGCUUUGGCCCCGAAAAGAAUUCGCAGCCUGCAUUCUAUAGAGGCGCUAUCAUUUCUGUCAUCAAUGUAGAGAAUUACUUUAACGCUUGCAGUCGGUAGGUGUCUAUGGGGUUAUUUAAACCUGUUGAUUUUAACUUAAAGGCUCAUCUGAUAAUUAAUACUUCAUCUAAGCGCGAAUUUCAAUUACAAAAACGCAACAAAUCUUAGACCGGAAUCACCUGGCGCGAUCCUAUCAUGGAGGCCAAAGUCUUCCAUUGAUCGGCUGAGCUUUCUAGAGUUACGGAAUACAAUCUCGACCAUAUGUGCUAACGAAAAGUUAAUGUGGAAUUAAGCCAAAUGCAAAGAACGAAAUCUUUCGUCGAUUCCCCGAUGACUGCAAUACGUUCUGUCCCGCCAGCAGUUCUCAGCCGCGCCAACAAAAGCUGUUCGUUUAAUACCAUGUCACCAAACAUGUUGUAUGUUCAUUUGGUCUCUGUGCCGGACUAAUUAUACAGCGAGAAUUUCCUGCAGAUGCAUUCGUGAGGAUGUAAUGUUGGAAACUGUACGAUACGUCAAUUAUUCUUAAUUUGAUUGACAUUUAUAAGUGAUUUCGUUUAACAAACAACAUGUAUGCAGUACUUAUUUUAUCGCCCCUUAUUUGGCAUUGUUCCACUUGCUAACAGCGGAACAUUCAGUGCGUGUUUUUUCGAAUAAGUCGAGAGUUGUGAAUGGGAGUUAACCAAAGCGUUGAAAUAGAAUCGUUAAAUCAAGUGAAUAAACCAUGACUUUAUAGGGAAGCGUGGUACAGCCUUUUCACGUUUUCGACAAUAAUCCUGUUAUAUCAAAUUGCUCUCGACCGUGCACUUUAGGCGGGAAAUACCUCUAGUCGAAUAAUCAUGGGGAAUUGCAGAGAUGUCAGUCAAGAAUGGCCGAGCUUAACAACGACAUUCGCGUACUAGUAAAGGAUAAUGAUUAUUUAAGUUAACGGUGGAUGCCUCAACUUUCAGUCAAAAGAAAGAGUCCGACAAAGAACAGCCUCCUGAUAUUUAUUAGCGUGAAUUCAAUUUUUUCGUUUCCUAUCUGAGGGUUAAUUUUUAAUAUCUCCUAUACCCUAAGGGUAUAAGGGUUACUUUUAAUCUCUUCUAUACCCUAUUGGGUAGUGUAUACCUGAGGGUUACUUUUAAUCUCUUCUAUACCCUCCUGGGUAGUGUAUAUCUAAGGGUUACUUUUAAUCUCUUCUAUACCCUCUUGGGUAGUGUAUACCUGAGGGUUACUUUUAAUCUCUUCUAUACCCUCCUGGGUAGUGUAUACUUGAGGGUCACUUUUAAUCUCUUCUAUACCCUCUUGGGUAGUGUAUAUCUAAGGGUUACUUUAAAUCUCUUCCAUACCCUCUUGGGUAGUGUAUAUCUGAGGGUUACUUUUAAUCCUUUCUAUACCCUCUUGGGUAGUGUAUACCUGAGGGUUACUUUUAAUCUCUUCUAUACCCUCCUGGGAAGUGUAUAUCUAAGGGUUACGUUUAAUCUCUUCCAAACCCUCUUGGGUAGUGUAUAUCUGAGGGUUACUUUUAAUCCUUUCUAUACCCUCUUGGGUAGUGUAUACCUGAGGGUUACUUUUAAUCUCUUCUAUACCCUCCUGGGAAGUGUAUAUCUAAGGGUUACGUUUAAUCUCUUCCAAACCCUCUUGGGUAGUGUAUAUCUGAGGGUUACUUUUAAUCCUUUCUAUACCCUCUUGAGUAGUGUAUAUCUUAGGGUUACUUUUAAUCUUUUCUAUACCCUCUUGGGUAGUGUAUACGUGAGGGUUACUUUUAAUCUCUUCUAUACCCUCCUGGGUAGUGUAUACCUGAGGGUUACUUUUAAUCUCUUCUAUACCCUCUUGUGUAGUGUAUACCUAAGUGUUAAUUUUAAUCUCUUCUAUACCCUCUUUGGUAGUGUAUACCUGAGAGUUACACGGCAGUCACGAUAUUCAUAUUCGUAGAUGUGGAUUUGCUUACAACAAACUAAAAUGCACCAACGUUACUUUAGAGAACCGUGAAGCCUAGAUUCUCCCCUGUUAUAGUCAAUUAUGGUAAGCAUGUAGACGGAACAGGUAGACCAUCAGUUGAAAGGGAUGUGUAUUCUCUGGAUUAUCUAAUCAUCACAGUUUCUGGUCUUUAAAAGUUCAAAACCGUUACCUGUAUUAAGAAGGUUUGUCUGAGUUAGCCUUAAAUAGGCCUAGGCCUUACAUCAUGGCGGUAAAAUCAGCUUUACCAGUGCCGCUUUUAAGGCAAUUUUGAGUUUCUUCUUUUUACGUGUUUUAAUUUGUUCCUGUUAUAUGUUGCUCUAACAUUUGGCCAGGACUAUUUGUGGACCUUGUGUUAACGAUUUACCGUUGUCUUCUUUAAGACAUACAUUGUUUCUACAAAGAAAAUAAGCUUAGCGUACCACCCCUUAGGUUAUUUCGAAUUAGAUCCGUUAAGUUUCUUCGAGGAAUUUCCCAGGACUCUUGUUUCUGGACAAUGUGCGAACAAAGUAGUGUUGCAUCUGCAAAAUGAUUAGAAAUGUAAUUAUGGGAAGCUGCAGUUUUUUCCAUUUCAAUCGGAAGCACAGGUUCGAAUUUCAUCGAAGCCUGAACCUUUCACAGGUUUCUUCCUGUAACUUUUAAAAUUAUCGCUUACCUGUGGGUAUCAUGGCUUUAUUUAUGACAGAAUGGUAAUAAAUAACAGUCACUGGCAUUGUAGAGGAUCCAAGCCUCAAACUUUUGGAUUUCGCGACUGAAUAUACUUCAAUUUUACCAACUGAGCCAAAGAGGCAAGUUGGAGAAUUAUCUCAUCUGCCAGGCUGAUUUUUUGACCAACAUCUUGCAUAUAGUUAACAUGACGCCGGGAAAGGAAGCGGGCUGAUAAAUUUUUAGGAUUUUUCGCACAGACUUUGUAAAGAUCUCUCACAUAGCUCCGUUUCGCCCUGAUAACUUCCUUAUCAGUUUUAAAAUCAGAAAUUAUCAUAUGACACUUGAUAAUUAGUAUUUAUGUAAACGAUUUACCAAAUGUUUGUUAAAAUUGUUCAACUGCUUGCUACUUGGAUGACUAAGCUCUUAUUGUCUUUUACCGUGAACGACUCUGCUUGGAUCACUCAAAGUGUUAAUUCCGACUUACAACUGAUUCGCAAUUCAGUGGUUUUUCGACAAUUGUUUAAUGCUUAAUCCAGAUAGGACGAAACUAAUGGUUUUUGGCAGCCGAGGAAUGUCUUCGAAAUUACUGGACUUUUAUCCCCCUCAGGAAAAGACAUUCACCCGGCUCAAUCAGUCAAAGACCUUGGAGUAAUUUCUGAUCCCACGAUAUCUUUUGAUAACCAUAUUUGUACUGUAUCGUCUUGCUUGUGGAAAUUAUCUGAAAUAAGCUGUAUUAAAUUCGUUUUCGAUAAACAACUGCUUGAAACCAUAAUAAACGCGCUUUUUUCAGUAAACUAUAUUACUGUUCAUCAGUAUGGUCAUCUACCUCAGCCUGUAAUAUUCGUAAAUUGCUAUAUGUUCAAAACUUUACCGCGCGAAUUAUCUGCAACGUAAAGAAGUAUAACCAUAUCUCUCCUGUAUUAAGAACCUUAGGUUGGCUCCCUUUAAGAACACAAUUGUAUUGCCGAGAUGCUACUUUAACAUUUAAAUGUAUGACGGAUCAAGCCCCGGAAUACUUAACAUCUAUGUAUAUAACAAGAGGCAGCGUAUCUGGACGUAUAACCAGAAACUUUCAACGACGAAACAUUCCCCUUUUCAAAACUGCAACAGGACAGAAAACGUGUCAUUAUAAAAGUGUAUCAACCUGGAACAAGUUAGAUCCAAGCCUUAAAUUAUGUAAGAGUCCCGCUUCCUUUAAGAGAGCUCUAAAAAUCACCUUUUGAAUGAAUUUUUAAACUGACCAUAUUUUAUUUAAAGAUAUAUAAUUCGUAUUAUAUUGUGCGUCAUAUCAAACUCGUGGGGUAAAAAUAGUCUUAACACAAAUGUAGUGACCACGCUCACUUCAACACCCCACUCAAAUCGAGUGCAAUUUUCGAAUGUUUUACCAUCGUGCGGAUUCUCUACGGAAAAAGCACUCAAUGUACCUCUGAAAUAUUAAACUAUAAUAUUGUGGCUUUCUUUUUCGCUAAUUUCCUUACUUGAAGGUAACGUUUUUCCCUCGUCAUUUUUACUUUUUCUCCGAGCGGUUGCGUGAAAUUAACAAGCGUUUUUGAUCAAAACACGACCGAGCGAAGGGUCUCGGGCGAUAACUCUUUUACUCAGGCGCAAAUUAAAAAUGUACCGCCAGAAUCAAAAAGAGGAACAAAUUUCCUUUGUUUUGAUAUGUAAAGUGUCGAACAAAAAGCAGAUUUACCCUCGUCAAAUGGCGUUUCAAAACAGCUGUAUCUUCCUCCUUUUGAUUUUUUCCUGUUUUGUAAGUGUAAAAGCAGUAGGAGAGGGAUCAGGAAACUCAGAAAGCGCUUCGGGAAUUAAUCUGCCAUCGUUUACUUACAAGAUAAACAAGAAAGAUUUGUGAAGUUCGUUGAAAUAUGAAGUCUAAAUAAAUGCCUUUUUUAAGCAUGUUUGCUGGAUUUUUCGUAAACUUCCCUGAUUAAUUUUUCGUUUCAGCUUACUAAUCUAUACUAUUUCAAAGCAAUGUAAAUACGAAGACGGAGAACCAUGAGUCGAUCCUUUCAACAGUCGUAAACAAAGUGUUUGAGCAAUCAGCUUUACGAGGUGUAAUAAUCAAUAGCCGCAUAUCAGAAGUCUUCAGAAAGAAAGUAGAAGGCAGCGAUGAAGUGAUCUUUUGCUCAUACAGGUUUGAAUAGCUUAAACCCUCUAAACUCAAAUGUGAAAUAACAGAAACCAAUUUUUUUUAAAAAAAGUUCCUCAUUAACACGUUGACCGAACGCUAAUCAAUAUGAUAUUCGGUACGGUGUGUUCACCUUUUUCGUCACGAUACAGAAUUAUUUGUCAGAAUUUAGCCGUUUAAAAUGUUUAGAAAAUCAAUUUGUGUGUUCUUAAUGCUCUACCCUGCUAUCUUUUCUUUUUAAAAUUGUUGAAAUCUAAGAUUUAUGCAUAAUUCUAAUGUCACGUUAGCAAAAUCACCAAAAGUUUGAAGUCACUAAGACGAAGAAAAUGAAUAAGUGAAAGAUGUUUUUACAUUUCUAUAAUUUCGAACAUCUUAUCAGAAGAAAUCCACAGCAGUUUUCUAUGGUCUGGUCUGAACUUGAGAAAUAUCACCCAAGAAAGGAAGAGUACUUUUAACCAAUUUAAAAAAAAAACGGCUAAGGAGUGUUUUUAAAUAAAUUAUGGUUAACCUCUGAAUGAACACAUCAAAAUUGAAUGCCUUCUAAACCCCUUAUAUAUCACAAAAUUUAGGAGCACAAACGAUUUCUUGCUGCAUGCGGUGUGUUACGAGGAGGCUGCUUUUUGCAGCUCUGACUAUUGAGAGCUCUCAAAAACUUUUUUUAACGUAUUUCCAGAAACCAACGUGGUUUUAUUUACUUACUACCAAAGAUAAUUUAAUGGGUAAAGUUUGAGGCAAAACUUUUCUCUGAUGUGAAAGGCCUUGGACCACUCUUACAGAGAUCGCCACUUAAUUGAUACACAGUAGCAUAAGAGAUUGACUUAAUAACCCAUUACAUGCAGCGGAUAUUGAUCAUGUCGAGUUCAGAGUCUGCCUAGUUUCCGAGCCCCUCGACCGUGUAGUGUUCUCAAAAUUUUGCACCCUCAGAGAGAAAUGUUUUAUUUUGCAGUUGUUUUCAAAAUGAAAAAAAUAUCUGUUUGAUUCCGGUUUUUUUUUUCAUGUUAUUAUGAAUUAUCAAACUUCGUGUCAAUAACAUCUGUUUCAGCCUUCGGCUUCGUCAGAUAACUCAGACCUAAGUGGUGAUAUUUCACGAUAUCAUUCUCAGUGUCAUCGUAUAAUUGCUUAUUUUUCCGAGAGUCAUGGCGUCAUAUAGCGUGUCGGUAAGAAUGCCUCAGAAAACUAACAACUGAUUCUUUUUCAGAUGGAUUUGACCCAACUGGAAUUAUUGAUAAUAUUCGUCAACUCUACAAAAAUCGGGAAGGUUGGCUGGCACCGUUUCCCUGGUGUGAAGAUUUUCACUUUUCCUUUGACGACAUCUACACCAGACUUAAAGUAAUCUGCAGAAAGAAAACGAAAGGAACACCAACAGACCGAGUUGUCACGAUGUCUGAAAUCUUCAACCAGCACGAAGAAUGUGAAGAACCAAGAGUAGUGUUAAUUGAAGGGAAGCCUGGUAUGGGAAAGACCACUUACUGUAAAAAAGUUGUUUUCGACUGGGCCUCAGGAAAACACGCAACCGGAAAUUGCUUCGCAAACAUCGUAAUAGUGCUUUUGAUCAAAUGUCGUGAUGUUGAGUCUGGCCUUUGGGAGGCCAUUGAAGAUCAACUUCUGCCUCGAGAAGUUGGUGAAGACCAACGUGAGAGAUUCUUCGACUUCAUUCGCCACAAUCAAUCUAAUGUUCUUCUGGUACUCGAUGGAUUGGAUGAAGUUUCCGAGAAGAAGCUACCUAUGUUUUCAGAAAUUAUUCAAGGCCGUGUAUUGCCAAACUGUCGCGUGGUUGCUACGGCACGACACGAAGCUGGAGUCAAAGUUCGAAAAUACUGCAACACGCUGUUAGAAGUUGAGGGAUUUACUGAAGAAGAUGUACAAUCCUUCAUCAGAAAGUACUUCAAAGCCGAACCAAACUUGGCCAAGCAGCUUACCGCACACCUGUAUAUUGAUCGCAAGUUAUAUGAAAUAUUGACGAAUCCUCUCAACACUGCGCUUCUUUGCCUGGUUUAUGAAGAUUUGAAAGGUAUAUUUCCUGAGAGCAGAACGAAGCUGUACAUGGAAAUAGUGGAGUGUGUACUAAGAAGGUACAGAACAAAGCAGCAACUACCAGAAAACGGUGAAGACCUUGUUGACCUUUACGAAAGCCAAUUGAAACACCUUGGUUCGAUAGCUUUGAAAGAUUUACUUGAAGACAACUUGGAUUUUGACGAGAAGGAGCUUGGAAAACACAAAGCAAGCGAUUUACCUGGAUUUGGAUUUCUGUCAGUUCAGCCUGGAGGCAGUAAACUAAGACCAACUAGACGUUAUAGCUUUCUCCACAAGACUUUCCAAGAAUUCUUCGCAGCGUUCUAUCUCAGUUGUCAGCUUAUCCAGAAAGAAAUCAGUACGAACAGCAUAGCUGCUGACAAAAAAUAUCGCCAUCAACUUAAAGAAGUGCUUCUGUUUACAUUUGGUAUGCUAGCAGCACGAUGCGAGGAAACAGUGGUGAACCUUCUGAAAAGCAUAGCAACACAGUUAAACCAGGAAGAAGAGAAAGAAGUGGACUUUAUAUUAGAAUGUGUUAAUGAAUGCAAAAAGAAGAACAAAAAUGUUGAUGAAAAAUUGGCUACCACUCUUGGCGCUUCUCUUCAAACUGAAACUGUUGAAGUUUCAAGGGUAGAUGAAACUCUAGCUGUCUUUUUAAGCAACUUUCUGAAAACAAAUACAACUGUGACAAACUUAACAUUGAGGAAAUCUUUGCAAGGUGGGGUUGCCGCUCUGGCAGAGUGUUUGAAAAAUAACAAAACGCUGACAAUGUUGGACUUGAAAUUUACUAAAAUUGGUGAUGAUGGUGCUGCUGCUCUGGGUGAGUGUUUGAAAUAUAACAAAUCGCUGACAACGCUGAAUUUGUUUAGCAAUAAAAUUGGUGAUGAUGGUGCUGCUGCUCUGGGUGAGUGUUUGAAAUAUAACAAAUCGCUGACAACGUUGAAUUUGAUUGAUAAUGAAAUUGGUGAUGAUGGUGCUGCUGCUCUGGGUGAGUGUUUGAAAAAUAACAAAACGCUGACAAUGUUGGACUUGAAAUUUACUAAAAUUGGUGAUGAUGGUGCUGCUGCUCUGGGUGAGUGUUUGAAAUAUAACAAAUCGCUGACAACGCUGAAUUUGUUUAGCAAUAAAAUUGGUGAUGAUGGUGCUGCUGCUCUGGGUGAGUGUUUGAAAUAUAACAAAUCGCUGACAACGUUGAAUUUGAUUGAUAAUGAAAUUGGUGAUGAUGGUGCUGCUGCUCUGGGUGAGUGUUUGAAAUAUAACAAAUCGCUAACAACGUUGGAUUUGAGUGAUAAUGAAAUUGGUGAUGAUGGUGCUGCUGCUCUGGGUGAGUGUUUGAAAUAUAACAAAUCGCUGACAACGUUGGAUUUGAGUUAUAAUACAAUUGGUGAUGAUGGUGCUGCUGCUCUGGGUGAGUGUUUGAAAUAUAACAAAUCGCUAACAACGUUGGAUUUGAGUGAUUAUGAAAUUGGCGAUGAUGGUGCUGCUGCUCUAGGUGAGUGUUUGAAAAAUAACAAAACGCUGACAAUGUUGGACUUGAAAUUUACUAAAAUUGGUGAUGAUGGUGCUGCUGCUCUGGGUGAGUGUUUGAAAUAUAACAAAUCGCUGACAACGCUGGAUUUGUUUAGCAAUAAAAUUGGUGAUGAUGGUGCUGCUGCUCUGGGUGAGUGUUUGAAAUAUAACAAAUCGCUGACAACGUUGAAUUUGAUUGAUAAUGAAAUUGGUGAUGAUGGUGCUGCUGUUCUGGGUGAGUGUUUGAAAUAUAACAAAUCGCUGACAACGCUGAAUUUGUUUAGCAAUAAAAUUGGUGAUGAUGGUGCUGCUGCUCUGGGUGAGUGUUUGAAAUAUAACAAAUCGCUGACAACGUUGAAUUUGAUUGAUAAUGAAAUUGGUGAUGAUGGUGCUGCUGCUCUGGGUGAGUGUUUGAAAUAUAACAAAUCGCUGACAACGUUGUAUUUGAGGUAUAAUAAAAUUGGUGAUGAUGGUGCUGCUGCACUGGGUGAGUGUUUGAAAUAUAAUACAUCGCUGACAAUGUUGAGUUUGUUGGAUAAUAAAAUUGGUGAUGAUGGUGCUGCUGCUCUGGGUGAGUGUUUGAAAAAUAACAAAUCGCUGACAACGUUGGAUUUGAGUGAUAAUGAAAUUGGUGAUGAUGGUGCUGCUGCUCUGGGUGAGUGUUUGAAAUAUAACAAAUCGCUGACAACGUUGGAUUUGAGUGAUAAUGAAAUUGGUGAUGAUGGUGCUGCUGCUCUGGGUGAGUGUUUGAAAUAUAACAAAUCGCUGACAACGUUGGAUUUGAAUCAUUAUAAAAUUGGUGAUGAUGGUGCUGCUGCUCUGGGUGAGUGA
This is a messenger RNA of Pocillopora meandrina, 14259 nucleotides long. Lineage: Eukaryota; Metazoa; Cnidaria; Anthozoa; Scleractinia; Pocilloporidae. The record is from the annotation of a GenBank genome assembly.